Molecule: messenger RNA, 579 nt
Organism: Ostrinia furnacalis (Asian corn borer)
Lineage: Eukaryota; Metazoa; Arthropoda; Insecta; Lepidoptera; Crambidae
Exons: 2
Coding region: 1-414 (137 amino acids)
Molecular function (GO): protein binding
Source: RefSeq, a predicted model, not a curated record
AUGAUGCUUAAGUGCUUCACCUUCCUGCUACUCGUGGCUGCGGCCCAAGCUCUGACCUACGUCAUCAAGGAAGAGCCCAAGGCAAGCGAAACUGGUGCCCGUGCCAGUACUGUACCAGCUCCGACCCUGGAACACCUUAACACGUUCCUGGAGCCUUUCAUGGGCACCGCCAUUACAUGGAGCCCCGGCGAGGGAUCCAAUAAUAUUCUUGGAUACAAGGUGACGUCAUGGAUACAAUCCGGUUCGAACAACAUGUUCUCCCGGUACCAAGACGUGUACGCGUACGGACCCGGCCAGACCAUGGCGGUGGUCGCGCCCCUGUACCAGUACACCUGGUUCCGUUUCGUGGUACAGGCCUUCAAUAGCGAGGGGUACAGCGUGGAGUCCAACGCCUGGCGGGCAAUCAUCAUUUAAGGAGAAAGAUACAGUAGAAAGAGACAGAAGAAAGAAGAAAAUUAGGACAAUAUGUAUACAUAUUUUUUUAAACUUUCAUGGUCACUAACAUAAUUAUUAUUACAGACGGGAUUGCUACCAGGUACCAUAAUUUUGAGUUUCCGAUAUUUUCAGCACUGUUGCAAG